AUGUUGCCGUCAAGUGGUUAUUUCAGAACUAUUAUGUGCCCAUUUUCAAAACUUGGGCUUUGUACACGACCUCAUUGCCAUUACAAGCAUUCUAAACAAGAUUCAACUGCUUACAAAGUGCCCUAUUCAUACUCAUCAGCUAGAAGCACUGAUGAAUAUCUUCCAGAAAGUGUUCUCAGAACAAGUUCAACAGUUAUUAGUAAACCAUAUCAUACUCAAAUGGAUAUAGAAUCUGAAGAAAAUGCAACUUAUAUACCAACUCCAGUCAAUAAGUGCUUAAAACCUGUUGGCAUUUUAAAGACCAGUAAUUCAGAUAAACCCUCCACCUCUUCUGCUCCAGAGUAUAAACCUACGCCAAUAGCCAGAUUGAAAGAGCUUAAUAUUGCACAACCUCAUGUUGGUAGAACUGAAUACAUCCCAAGCUAUAAAAACUCUUACAGGAAAAAAAAGCAUAUUGAAGAGUAUGAUCCAACAGAAGUAAAGUUUGUAGCACCUAAGAAAACUGUAACAUUUGCGGAUGAAAAAAUGGGUAGUUUAGUUGUACCAUCAGAAAUAGUACUUAGUUCAGAUGAAGAUAUUGAUGAUGCUUCCAGUGCUCCUAAAUUUAGUGAUGAUGAUUUUGAUGAUGACAUUGUUGUCUGCGAACCUCCUCCUAAGGUGUCUAAUCCAAAGGAUGUGGUGGAAAUUGAUGUAACUGAAGAUGAAAAAAUUGAUGAAUAUUCAAUAGUCGAUAAAAUUCUAGUUGAUAGUAAAAAGAGUGAAGAAUUAAUAAAAGCUUUUUCUAAACCUAAAAAAAUUUUAAUAUCUGAUGAUUUCUCAAAAGCAAAACAAUUAUCACAAAUAGAAGAUUCUUUAGACUCAGUUAAUGAAUGCAGCAUUGAUGAUAUAGGUUUUGACACUGCCGAACUAUCUGCAAGUGUUAACACUAAAAGCAAUGCUACAAACAAAUGUUUAGAACUUAUACAAUCAUCAUUAAAUCAACUAGAAAAGCACAACUUCGAGUUAAGUUCUUCAAAAUCAAAGAAAUUUAAAACUAAGGAACAAAACGAUAUUAAGGAAUCAAAAUCUGAAAAAUUCGAAGAUACCAAGUCCUUAGAUAAAAGUAAUAAUCCAAAGCUAUCAGAUAAAUCUAAAGACGUUAAAUCAGAAGGUAAACCUAAAGAGGCUAAAUCUUUGGAUAAAUCAAAAGAUAAGACUUCUGAUAAAAGCAAAAGCAGUAAAAAGCAUGAUGAAUCGGUUUCAAUCAAAAAGAAGCAUAAAGAUUCACCUAAGAAAUCUAAGACAGAGAAAGGUACUAAAAGUUCAUCACAAUCAAGUCAAGGUAAACACACAAAAAAUUCUUCAGACUCUGAUUCAACACAUUUAAAGAAAGAAAAAGUAGCUAAGGAUGAUAAAACAGAUAGGCAUCAAAAACCUGAAAAAAUACCCAAAUCUGAUAAACUGGUAAAGCAGGAUGAUAAACAUAAAUCUAAAAUAAAGGAAAAGUUGAAUGUUAUUUGUGAUAAAAAACAUUCUUCAAAACCAUCAGCUGCAAAACAAGAUGACAAACUCCAAGAUGGACAAGUAAGCAGCAGUAGCAUCAUCACAAAAAGUAGGGCAGAAAAAGUGACUAGUAAAAGUAAAAAUUCUUCUUCUAAAAGCAGUGUAGGGAAAAGAAAGAGCAUUGAUGUAGAUUCUCAAACAAAUACCCUUGUCGGGGAUGUUUCACCACCUUCUAAGAAAGUAAAAGUUAAUAGCAGCUCGGAUGAGGCUCCUGAUCUUGAUGUCUCUUUCAGCUCUGAUGAAGACAUAGAUGAACAGUUGUGGCAAAUCUAUAAUGAGACAUUUUCUGACCCAUCCAAAGAUAAAGCAGAAGAAAAAGAGAAACAAGAGACAAAGAAAGUCCACCAGGAAGAAAAUUCAAUUUCUGGGAAAAAACGCCAAGCUCAUGCAGCAGCUGCAUCUCUUAAGAAACCUCCCUCUAUUACCAAAGUUGAAGCAAAGAAGUCUCUCAAUCCUGCUCAAGUGAUGCAUAAUCGCUAUACCCAGUUGCAAACAAUGUAUGCUCAAAGUAAUAAAAUACCCCAGUCAUUGUUGCCUCCUGCCAGAAAUAAUGACAAGAAACGGAUAUCAUAUGCACCUAACCCAGGACUUAUAGCUGCAGUGCAGCAGAAAAAGAUGCUAAGUGAUAAUCCAAAACUUGUAGAUUUUACUCCUUUACCAUCUACGGUCACAAAAACUUUAAAAACUACACAUCGUGUUGCACAUGUUCCAGAUUUAGCUUUUAAACCUAGACCAAUAAUCCCUGCAGAUUUUGGGAGCAAAGUACCUGUAAAUGUGAGGCAAAAAUUUCUAAAUGCGUUCAUUGAUGAAUGCUUGAAAUUUUGCUCCUCCGAAGAUGAAGCAUAUGAAAUGGGUCUUGAAGAAGAAAAAAAAGCUUAUGAACGAAGUUCUAGCAAACCUGUGUACAUGAAUGUUGCUGCAAAUACUUUAAAGAGAUUACGAGACAGAGUAUCACAAAAAAGUGAAGUUACAACUACAACUAACUCUUUGAAAUCAAAGAAAACUGUUUCUCAUGAAAUGGUCAUUAAUGGGCCUAUAGCACAACGUACAAGCUUUAGUGUCGGAAAAAAGAAACAGACGUAUGAUAUAAAAGAUUUUGGUGGUGCUGCCCUGUAUGAAUUCCUUUUAAGUUAUAUACUGACAGAAGAGCAACUCAAAGAGAAUGGUUAUCCUUUUCCACACCCUUUUGAACCUGAUAGAGCUGUAAUAGAAGGAAUAUAUGCCAACAGAAUUCAAUUUUGUAAUGAUGCUUUUAAAAGAACUUGUUCGAGGUGUCAAAAAAUAUACUACGUUAAUGUUGAUGGGGAUUAUGUGCGUGAUGAAGAGUGUGAAUAUCAUUGGGGACGCAUAUGGAAACGAAGAAUUGCUGGCGCCAUUGAGAGUCGCUAUAAUUGCUGUCAAGGGGACUCUGAAUCAGAUGGUUGUUGUGUUGCAACUGGUCAUGUGUUUGAAGGUUCUGAAAACCAUGCUUAUAAAGGAUUUGUGAAAACAUUACCUAAAACACCUCCUCCUGAUCGUUGUUAUGGAGUUUACUCUCUUGAUUGUGAAAUGUGUUAUACUACUGCUGGCUCUGAAUUAACAAGAAUUACUGUGAUUGGAACUGACCUGAAACCUGUGUAUGAAUCAUUUGUAAAACCUCAGAACAAAGUUCUUGAUUACAAUACAAGAUUCAGUGGAAUUACAGAGGAGAAUCUACAGAAUGUUCGAACCACAUUGCAUGAUGUUCAGGCAGUUCUAUUGUGUAUAUUUAAUGAUAAAACUAUAUUGAUUGGUCACAGUCUUGAAAGUGACUUUAAAGCUCUAAAACUAUUUCAUAAAGUAGUUAUAGAUACAUCUGUUGUGUUUCCGCAUAAAAAUGGGCUUCCUUUCAAGCGAGCAUUGCGAACCUUAAUGGCAGAAAAACUCAAUAAAAUAAUCCAAAAUGAUGUUGGUGGUCAUGACAGUCAUGAAGAUGCUGCUGCUUGUAUGGAACUAAUGCUUUGGAAAAUUCAAGAGGAUUUGAAAAGCAAUAGAUGA
This is a messenger RNA of Uloborus diversus, 3558 nucleotides long. RefSeq names its product RNA exonuclease 1 homolog. The record is from RefSeq and is a predicted model, not a curated record. NCBI's taxonomy places the organism in Eukaryota, Metazoa, Arthropoda, Arachnida, Araneae, Uloboridae. The coding region runs from base 1 to 3558 and encodes 1185 amino acids. Gene Ontology annotation, cellular component: nucleus. The transcript has 15 exons. Gene Ontology annotation, molecular function: metal ion binding; nucleic acid binding; exonuclease activity.